UAACACUCUUGCCAAAGCAAAUUUAUACUUUGAAUUGAGAGCUCUGGCCGACCAUAUAAAACUGCUCACUUCGACGUCAUUAUGACAGUCCUGUUUGGGGAAACAAAGCUGCCCACCCUCAAAUCAUGACGUAGCUUUGCACCAUGUAAAUGCAAUUGAACAUCACACGUUGAGAAUACUCUUUCUGAGACUCAUCAUCACAAAAUCACAACAAUAAUUUCUCCUGUAAAUCUCCUGGAGACCAUAACUAAAAGACCUACUCAAAUCGAAACUACCGAUUCCACCAAUUCAAUAUGUCUCCAUUCUCGAACACCAACACCGGCGACAAGAUUGCCGAUCCAUCAACCGCGAAGAACAAGGACAACGAUGUACCGCUGAAGCAGAAGAUCGAGGACCUGAGCGAAUUUAUCUCGGCCUGCAAGUAUGGCAUGAUGACCACUCGCGAUGCAAAGAGCGGAAAGCUAGUCUCCCGUUGCAUGGGAUUAUCCGGCAAAGAAUCCGGCGAUAUUGAUCUAGUUUUUGUCACAAACACCGAAUCUCACAAGACGGACGAGCUGGCCUCCGACCCACAUGUAAACAUUUCGUUCAUCGACUCAUCGGGCCAGUGGGCGUCAUUUGCCGGCGACGCGCACGUAGAGACGGAUCGUGAGGUCGUCAAAAAGUACUACAGCUCUUUUCUCAAGGCAUGGCUGGGCGACUUGGGAGAUGGCAAGCACGAUGGAUCGAAGAACGACCCAAGAAUCGGCGUCAUCAGGGUCAGGACCACAUCUGCAACGUAUUUGUUGACGAAUAAGAGCGCCGUGACGCGCGCAACCGAGAUAGCCACAAGUGCGCUUACUGGAAACGCUCCAGAGGUGGGCAAGUUGAGGGAGAUCUCAGAACUCGAGGUCCAGCAGUGGAGAUCGAUUGCUACGUAGAGAGGGUUGCUACUGGAAUAUACGUAGGGAUGCGGCUUGCACAGACCCAGUUCAUAGUUAUUAAGUUUCCCUGUUGGCAAGUUACAGGUGGUACAAAUAUAAUACAGUAAUAAAAAAUAAGUGCAAGGACCAUCAUGAGAAAUGACACUUUGGCUCCAGUAGUUAAGCUUGUCAUACAACGGCAAGGUUUGCGCACCAUAUUAAGUACUCCAAGCGGUUAGAAAUCCCCAAUUCAUCUCUACGCAAUCUGUACAGAGCACAAAUAUAUGAAGUUAAACAAUUCAAGUAGUAUUCAGAACUCGUGCAAGGAAUAUUUUACACCAAAUUCCCCAAUCAGAUCCAU
This is a messenger RNA of Truncatella angustata, 1260 nucleotides long. RefSeq lists its product as uncharacterized. The coding region runs from base 294 to 917 and encodes 207 amino acids. NCBI's taxonomy places the organism in Eukaryota, Fungi, Ascomycota, Sordariomycetes, Amphisphaeriales, Sporocadaceae. The record is from RefSeq and is a predicted model, not a curated record. The transcript is spliced from 2 exons.